GCUGAAGGCUGAGUGCUGCCAGUGUGAGUGGUGGAGUUUAGAGUCGCGGCUGUCGUUCGUCCUCUCUCUCUCUCUCUCUCCCUCUUUCACGCACUCUCACACUCUACCUGUUGCAGCUGUUCCAUCCAUCAUCUGAAGCCUCUGAGAGCUGAGCCCUCAUUCUCCCAGGACUUCCUCCAGGUUAUGGACAUCUAAACCCUUCCAGCACAAGCACCAGCGGCAGUUCACACCUACCUGAGAAGACUCGUACUCGUCGUGAUGGGGAAGCAGAACAGUAAGCUCCGUCCUGAGGUGAUGCAGGAUCUGAUUGAGAGCACUGAGUUUUCAGAGGCGGAGAUCCAGGAGUGGUACAAAGGCUUCCUGCGGGACUGUCCCAGCGGAGCCCUCAGCAUGGAGGAGUUCAAGAAGAUCUACGGGAACUUCUUCCCCUACGGAGACGCCUCCAAGUUCGCCGAGCACGUCUUCCGCACCUUCGACGCCAACGGCGACGGCACCAUCGACUUCCGGGAGUUCAUCAUCGCCCUCAGCAUCACCUCCCGCGGCCGGCUGGACCAGAAACUGAAGUGGGCCUUCAGCAUGUACGACCUGGACGGAAACGGCUACAUCAGCAAGGCCGAAAUGCUGGAGAUCGUGCAGGCCAUCUAUAAGAUGGUGUCCUCAGUGAUGAAGAUGCCAGAGGACGAGUCCACGCCUGAGAAACGCACAGAGAAGAUCUUCCGCCAGAUGGACACAAAUCGUGAUGGUAAGCUGUCUCUGGAGGAGUUUGUCGAAGGAGCGAAGAGUGACCCGUCCAUCGUGCGGCUCCUGCAGUGUGACCCCAGCAGCGCGGGACAGUAAAGCCGGAAGGCGCCCCCUGCUGUUCCAAGCGUAUUAAUGCAGAUCCUCUCCUAUUAACUUAAAUACAGAUCAGAUUCCCAGAGGAAACGUGUUGGUGGGAUCCUCCUGGAGAGCAGGCGAGGGGCUUUCUGUCCAGAGAAGCAUGUACACACAUCACUCAUCACUCCCCCGCCCACCCCUACCUCCCCCCACACACAUUCAUCCGGCCCCCCCGGCCCCCCAAGACACACACAAACAGACUCACUGACCCGCGGCUGCGUGUGUGUAUAUGCAUCUCUUCGUCUCUGGGACUUUUUAAAGAGGAAAUGAGCACAGUGAGGCAGUGAGGCAGUGACGCUGCGAGGCUGCGAGGCUGUGCUCGAUGAGUUUGUCCAGUGUGAGUGGACAGAAGCCAUUCGGACAGACUGGUGACGUCUAGUGUCGGAAUAAUGACUGAAGAGGUACGGAAAAUAAUCACCAAAAGGCCCAAAUUUUACCACCCAAAACACCCGAGUUUGAUUAAUUAUAGCGAAUAUGAAGCGCAGUCAUCACAAUUCCUUCUGCAGUUUCUCUGAAAUUCAGAACUUUCCCACCUAAUAACAUUUCAGUAACAUUUUUAUUAUGAGGAAAAUGAAUGAAAUGCUCAAACUAAGGCUGGGCCGUCUUUGCCCAGAUGACUUUUUUACUUGAAGGUUUUUUUGUGACAUUAAAUAUAUAACUUAAUAAGAGUUUGGGUUAGAUGAGUCCAGUGUAGCGGCGCUCCAUUCAGGAGUGUCAAAGAAAUAAAACAACAUAUACCAAAAUUAGACUACGUGACUUUGAGGAUACGUCAGAAACUCGUUUUAUACUGUUAAAAGCGCAGUCUUCACACUUUAUUUACAAGAUCUAGCAGUAAUAUUGGGAUCAUUCCACACCAGCUCGCCCACAUCAUGGACUUCCGAAAAAUUCAAGACAAUUUUUUAAUCUCUUUUAUACAACCACGUCAAAUUUUAAAAACGUGCUUCUAAUAGUUGUUUAGUUAUGAUUUUUUAAAGUUUGCCCCAUUAGGUCAUAAAUCCCAUCUUUAAUACUGAGUCUAGCUGCUUAAAGAAAUAUUAACUUGUUCUAAAUACAAAAAUAAACAUAAUGACAAAUAAUGUUUAACAUUAAAUCAGCGUAUGUCUUAUGUCAGAGCAUGAAGUUAGAAGUGUAAUAUUUCAGGUCAUUUAAAAAAAUCUAUAUUAUUUUUUAUUUAAUUAAUUAUUUUUUAUUUCUCUGCUAGUUAAUCAAAUAAUGCAUGUUCAACAAAUUAAUACAUCUUAAAAGGGUCAUAGUACAUGACCUACUACAUGUAGUUCUGAAUUAAUGAGACUUUCCUUAUUCAGGAAAAAAGUUUGGAGGACUUUAUAUUAUUCCACAGGUUUGAUAAUAAUAUGGAUAUACUACGUGAAACCAAAAUUUAGCAGAAAUAAGAAACCAAUAAACCUUCUAUGAAUGAAUCUGUGUUGUAUUUAUGUCCAGUUAAUAUUUCAGCUCAGUUUAACGUUCUGUAAGCAAUUAAAUCAGUAUUUAGCAGCGAUUUGAUACCUGAUUUAACAAACUUUAAAAACUGCUAACUAAAAAACUAUUUUGGACACAUCUUUGAAACUUUGCAUUGUUGCUUGACUUGAAUAGAAUUGUUUUCUUAAAUUUGUUCCGUGGCAUGAUAAGCCAACUCUUAGGUGACGUGGUGUGGAAUAACCCAUCAGUGAAUAUAAUGAAUACGAUUGCAUCAGUAGACCGAAGUGAGUUUCUGGACAUUCAGUCUUCGCAUAUAGAAGCAACUAUUUCAUUGAUCAUUGAUGUCAACUUGACUGCUCCGACAGGGAGGACAUUCAAUAACGUGUUAGAUGAAAUAUAUACACAUAUAUGUAUGUGUGUGUGUAUAGAUAUAUAUAUACAUUAGAUAUAUAUACAUAUACAUAUACAUAUAAAUAUACAAAUAGGUGAUAUUUAUUCUUUUACUUGGUGAUCACUUUGUGGCAGGUUUGUCACACUACGAGAGAUUUCUUUGUCAUAUUUUUUGUUUUCCUUUCAAUUCAAUGCAAAUGUAAUAAUCAUAUGUACAGUAUGUUCAUAUUUAUGUAGGACUGUGAAGACGGUGAGAAGUGAAGACCACAUAUUUUGCUAUGCACGUCUUUUAAACCCACACAUUAUUAAAUCAUCUGACACGUGCUUGCUUAGUUAGUUUUGGGCUACGAGGCUAAUGCAGCUGACAAAUACAGUCAUAUGCAUAAGUUUAAACACCCCUGAUCAAAUAACAUGUUGAUUUUGUAGGUGUAAAGAAGUAACACAUUGUCUCUGAAGAGCACACUUAUAUGGUAUUUUUGGAUUUAAAAAAUUAUAUAUAUAUACAUUUUUUACAUCUUUUUUCCCUUAACUCAAAUAAAUAUUUCAUAUAUAAAAUAUUAAAUGUGCCAUAAGUUUUUCAAAGGCCACAUUUUAUGUUUUACCCCCCCCCCCCCAAUAUGUUAGAAUAUGUUAAAUUCCGUAAAUAAACAUUAAUUCUGUUUUAAAUUCUGCAGAACUGUGAACGUAUUUACACUAAAAAAAAAAAACAACAAUAUAGAAUCUGACCAGAAGUGCACAGACUUUUAUUUAAAACAAUUAAAAAUGCAAAAUAAACACCAAAAAUGUGCAGGAAAUUAAAUAGGACAUUGCACAUUUAUAGGGAAUGAAUAUGAACCUGUAAUAUACAUGCUUUAUUCAAAGCGUGCAUAAAAGCACAAGCUAUCUAUUUUUCAGCUUUUUAGUUUUUUGGGUUUUUUUUUUUUGUGUCUGAUACUGUAUGAAACACUUAUCUAUAAACAUGGACUAAAUUUGGGCUUCAGGGUCUCCGGAGCUGUUUUUACCCCUUUGCCUGUGCUUUUUAGCUACUUUAGCCUCGCAGCUCUAGAGCUAAAACUAAAGGAGCAAACUUCAGACACAAACAUGGCCUGGCCGACUGUGUUUGGGGUAACUGGGAACUGUAGAGACAUGAUUUUCUGCUGAAAUGUCCCUUUAAGCGCUGCAGUUUCCACUUUCAUCUCCCCCGACUGCCCCAUACGGCCACUAACUCAUGUAAACACAACAACCCGAAGUCAGAGUACAGUAUCAAACUGCGCAUGUACAGUGUAAAUAACGGAAUAAUGUGCGCGAGCGGCUGAAUCCAGUAUGUGAAUUAUGUCUCAGAUGCUGUUUAAUGUCAUGUUUACUCCGUCACACCUCCAUUCACUCAGUCUUCUGCACAGUAAGUGUGAAUGAGGCUUUAUGUUGGACCUAAACCACAAUUACUGUCUUCAAAGGGGAAUUCCACCCAUUUUUUCAAAAUUUUGAACUUUCCAAGUGAGAACUGUUCACAGUGGUGGUGAUGGGAACCAGACGUCUCCCUCUAAAAGCUCCUCACAGAAAGUUCCUACAUGAACUGGUUCUGAAUUCACUGCCUGAUGACCGAGACGCUGUUUUAAUGAUAGUUUUGAGAAGAUUUUGGAUCAAAACGUAUUUUUAAAAUCACAUGCAACGAGUCGUGAGGCAACAUAGUCUCUAAAAAACUUAUUUUUAACAGAUUUUCCACUAUUUUGACCGCCAAUAUUCCAUAUAAAACUCAGAAGAUACGAGUAGAUUCGUGGGGGGGGUUUAUAAAGUGAACGAUUUUUAAAAAUUCGUAAAAAUCGGAUGGAAUUCCUCUUCAGAGUGACUGAAUUCUGGCCUCGUUUUUGCUAAAAUAAGCCCACCCAGCUCCCGCUUUUCCAACUAUAUGCUUUAAUAGGCAGGCGUAUGUGUGCAUGCACGAUGUUUGAUGAGCGCCGUCUCGUUUUGCUAGUGUUUAUCGGUGCGUACAUCAGGCUCAGCGACGCGAGUGAUCAAAAACAAAGGAUUUGAGUGUAAAUGCUGUUUCUUUCUGUUCAUGUAAAUAUAUGUACAGUAACACACACUCAGGGCUACAAGAGACUGUGCUUUAAAUGAAGAGGAGAUGCUGAUAAAUAACAAUACAAUCAAAACAAAAACACCCUAGAAUCUUAAAAUAAUAAUGACCACCUCAGUGACCGGCAGCUCUCAGAGCUCUGAAUGUGGCUUUGAGUGAAAGGCCUGCUUUUAUGAUGCAGUAUGAACGUUUGAAAUGUUAAUGUGCUUUUAAAAAAAAACAAAAAAAACCAAAUAAACGAGGAUUUCCUUUCUUGUUCUUAUUUUAUUUUUUUAAUAUUUCAAUUCCAGUGUCCGGCAUUUCACUUCUGAAUCGUGCACGAUAGCAGCAAAGUGGUCAAAGUGCCAAAUCUAGAAAUCAUAACUGUACGAGGAGAAGCCAGUAUUGUUUGGGUUUAUACUGUAUGAUUGUUCACUAUCGAACAAAAUGUUUGUCAUCAUCAUUUUGUAGUUUUUUUGUAUGGUAACGUACUUUGUGUCCCUGUAGUUUUGGAAAACAGAGAGCGUCUGUUUUGGUUAUAAAUUAAAAGUCUUUAAAAAAGCA
Molecule: messenger RNA, 5281 nt
Organism: Pygocentrus nattereri (red-bellied piranha)
Lineage: Eukaryota; Metazoa; Chordata; Actinopteri; Characiformes; Serrasalmidae
Gene: ncaldb
Product: neurocalcin delta b
Exons: 4
Coding region: 259-837 (192 amino acids)
Biological process (GO): calcium-mediated signaling
Cellular component (GO): cytosol
Molecular function (GO): tubulin binding; actin binding; calcium ion binding
Source: RefSeq, a predicted model, not a curated record